Toxoplasma gondii ME49 is the source of this 1002-nucleotide messenger RNA. Its product is annotated as protein kinase, cAMP-dependent, catalytic chain. Gene Ontology annotation, biological process: signal transduction; peptidyl-serine phosphorylation. The transcript is spliced from 8 exons. NCBI's taxonomy places the organism in Eukaryota, Apicomplexa, Conoidasida, Eucoccidiorida, Sarcocystidae. Gene Ontology annotation, cellular component: cAMP-dependent protein kinase complex. Gene Ontology annotation, molecular function: cAMP-dependent protein kinase activity; ATP binding. Bases 1 to 1002 code for a protein of 333 amino acids. The record is from RefSeq and is a predicted model, not a curated record.
AUGCAGAAGCCAUUGCUUCCCCCCGGAACCGGCAAAGAGGCAUUUGAGUUCGGACCAACUCUGGGAACAGGCUCAUUUGGGAGAGUGAAGUCUGCCAAGUAUUUGAAGUCGACGUCGACAAACGUGGACGACCCGACACAGGUUCCUCCACGAGUCGCUGUGAAGCUUCUAAAGAAGGCAGCCAUUAUUAAACUGAAGCACGUCGACCAUAUCAUCAAUGAAAAGAAAAUUUUGCUCGCCUUAGAUCACCCCCUCACGGUGCGAUGUUUUGGCAGCUUCCAAGACAGUCGGUAUCUGUACCUGGUCAUGGAGCUUGUGCCAGGAGGAGAGUUUUUCACUCAUUUGAGAAAAGCGAAACGGUUUGACAACGACACAGCGAGAUUUUACGCUGCCCAGAUCGUCGAUAUCUUCGACUAUCUGCACAGUCAAAACAUUAUCUAUAGAGAUCUCAAGCCGGAAAACAUGCUGCUGGACAAGGAUGGCUACGUAAAAUUGACCGAUUUCGGUUUCGCAAAGGUUGUUGAGUUUCGAACGGACACGCUCUGCGGCACACCGGAGUAUAUUGCUCCGGAGGUGCUGUUGAAUAAAGGACAUGGAAAACCGGUUGACUGGUGGACCCUCGGAAUCCUGAUCUAUGAGAUGAUGGUGGGCUACCCUCCCUUCCUCGAUGAUGAUCCGCUUGGAAUUUACCAAAAAAUAUUGGCAGGAAAGUUUGUAUUUCCAAAGUUUUUUGACAAAGAUGCCAAAGUCCUGGUGAAGAAGCUGCUCCAGGCUGACUUGUCUAAGAGAUGGGGAAACCUGAAGAACGGAGUCAGAGACAUCAAAGAAUGCAGGUGGUUUUGCACGGUCGUGUUUGAGGACCUGAGAGCGAAGAAGGUCGUUGCGAGAUACAAACCUACGGUCAAGGGCAUGGACGAUCUCUCCAAUUUCGAGGCCUACCCAGAUGAAAAGGACGACGCUGUUCCAGUGGACCCGAUGAAAGAUCCGUUCACCACAUGGUGA